UUCAUACAAGAACCUAACUAAUGCUUCAUAAGCCAAUACCAUUCCGGCUCUACCUCACAAGAUUUAAUUACCAGCAACUUAUUCUUAGAGAGCUUCGUACGAAGUCAAGUAACCGAUACACGCAGAGAAAUGGCGAGGACGACGAACUGAAGAUUCGUAACCCAAUUGAAAAUCAAGAGGACAGAUUAUAUUUCCACAAAAGCAAGGGUCAACAUAUCCUCACCAACCAACGAAUCCUUGACUCUAUUGUUCGGAAAUCAAAUAUAAACCCCAAUGAUACGGUUCUAGAAAUUGGACCCGGUACUGGAAACCUCACUCUCAAGCUUCUUGAAGUUUCGAAGAAGGUUUUUGCUAUUGAACUCGACAAGAGAAUGGAAGAUAUUCUCAACAAACGGGUAGCUGAACGUGGUUUUAAAGAUAAGCUGACUGUUAUAUGGAAAGAUGCAUUGAAGGCGGAGUUUACACAGUUUGAUCUUGUUGUGGCAAACAUUCCGUAUGGAAUAUCUUCUCCUCUUGUGGCGAAAUUAGUGUAUGGAACGAACCAUUUUAGGAGUGCAACGCUUCUUCUUCAAAAAGAGUUUGCAAAGAGGUUGCUGGCGAAUCCUGGUGACUCUGAGUUCAACAGAUUGGCUGUGAAUGUGAAGUUGGUGGCUGAUGUAGAGUUUGUCAUGGAUGUAAGUAGAAGGGACUUUGUUCCUUGCCCGAAAGUUGAUUCAUCUGUGGUUAUAAUAAGACCAAAAGCAGAUAUACCGAAGGUGAAUCUUGAUGAAUGGUUGGCUUUCACAAGAACUUGUUUUGGUAAGAAAAAUAAAACACUAGGGGCAAUAUUUAAGCAGAAGAAAAAAGUGAUAGAGCUACUGAGAUUGUCCAAAAAGAUGGGUCCAAUUAAUGAAAAUGUUGAAAUGGGUGACUGUUGUGGUUGUAGCGAAGAGGACGAUGAUGAAAGGGAGAGUGAAGGUGAAGAUUUUUAUUCAUCUUCUUGCUCAGAAUUGGAAGCAAGUUCGUUUAAGGAGAAGAUUAUUGAGGUUCUAAAAUCAGGAGGAUUUGAAGAUAAGAGGCCUUCAAAGCUGUCUCAUGAGUUAUUACUGCAUUUGCUUUCCUCUUUUAAUCAAGCUGGAAUAAUUUUUCAUGACCAAACAGAGCAAAAGAAUGCAGGCAAUACGGCAUUUGCUGCAUCUUACAAUUCAUAGCAACAGUAGCCUCUCCCUAACUUUAUUUACAGUUCCCAUUCUGCUCAGUUUGUCUUUGAAUGAUUA
Pistacia vera is the source of this 1256-nucleotide messenger RNA. RefSeq names its product ribosomal RNA small subunit methyltransferase, mitochondrial. Gene Ontology annotation, biological process: rRNA methylation. The transcript is spliced from 2 exons. Gene Ontology annotation, molecular function: rRNA (adenine-N6,N6-)-dimethyltransferase activity. Lineage: Eukaryota; Viridiplantae; Streptophyta; Magnoliopsida; Sapindales; Anacardiaceae. Gene Ontology annotation, cellular component: mitochondrial matrix. The coding region runs from base 21 to 1190 and encodes 389 amino acids. The record is from RefSeq and is a predicted model, not a curated record.